Molecule: messenger RNA, 3273 nt
Organism: Cladophialophora carrionii CBS 160.54
Lineage: Eukaryota; Fungi; Ascomycota; Eurotiomycetes; Chaetothyriales; Herpotrichiellaceae
Exons: 1
Coding region: 1-3273 (1090 amino acids)
Source: RefSeq, a predicted model, not a curated record
AUGAGACCGCUCGAGGUCUCCGAUCAUGUCGUGCUGAAACAAGAUCUCAGCCUCUAUGGCUUCGUACAACGCACCAACAACGACUCAUACGAUCCAAUCGAGGACGACUUGAUCAUCGCGCAUGCUGAGGUCCCACCUGAUAUCUUGAACGACUUCCUUAUCAGUGGUGUGCCGCCGACAGGCUAUGUGUUCGUGCAGUUCGCUAACCCAGCGGCUGGGAGCUCUCUCCUGCACCAGGAUGAUCUCGUUUUGCUCAGUCGCUCGUACCGGCUCGGCGACUGCGUCAGGCGAGAUGGAAGUCCUCUGACAGGCGCAGUUAUCGAUGUGCAAGAAUCCUACAUCCUCGCUCCAGUAUUCGCAAAUAUCACAGCGAAUGCUCUACCACUGCCACCAUACCCAAAGUGUACAUCGGAGUGCCCCUCGAAUUUCCCUCCGUAUUUCUCUCACCCAAAUCCUCACACGCUCCUUUACGAUAUACCGGCGCGAGAAAUCCAGAGAGCCCAGGAUGUGGCACGGGACGACUACAUCAUCUCUCGAAGCUGGGUCGGAUUAGUCGACGAGGUGGAAUAUGCUGUUGUCAUCUUGCUCCAAGAUGGAGCCAUAGUAGCAAUAACCGGGCCUUACGGUCUACACAUCCCUGUACCGGACUAUGGCAAACCGCUCGUAGCUCUGCCGGAACCUGAUGGAUUCAAGCGACCCGACGUCCUCGGGGCUACACAAGAAUGGGCACGACUCCUACCAAUCGGCCAGGCUCGCCCCGGCGAGUUCGUGAUCAUUGAUCGCCAUCAAUUACGGAACGGGAGGUGGAUUUCUGGAUCAUAUGACCCUACGGUUCCCGCACAGGGCGUGGUUCUCGAUUCUCGAGCAUGUGAUGUUUCGGUCGACUGGGUGUCCAGCAGUAAUGUCUGGGACGACCGACCAGUCUCAGAAAGGUUGCCCAAGGACGAUAUCCAGGUCUACGAGAACAUCAGGACUUUUCGUGACACUGCCAGCCUACGUCAGAAGAAGGAUAUAACGGUGUACGAUCCCGGAAAGAUGCCGGUGAGGAACAAAAGCGCGGCUCAGCAGCAAGGGGAUAUUCGGGACGAUCACUCCACGCACAAAGAAGUGUCAGCGGCCCAUGACGUUUAUUCGGGACAAGAGCUCGGGAUCGGGAUGCGUGUCAAGUUCAGAGACACCUCCGCUGCUGCAGUCAAAUAUCAAGCCAUUAACGGAGUCUCGCAUGGCAAAUUUAUUCGGAUCCCUACGCACCUAUCUCACGGCUGGGAUAUCAACGAGUUCGAAAUCGUCUAUAUACAACAGCAUGCGACCGUCUUGUGGCAGGAUGGCACUACCACUACCACUAACUCAACUUCCCUGACAGGGUUUGCCCUCUUUGAGGCCGAAAUGGCACCCACGGAUAUUGUCCUGAAGCGAGAAGGCAUGCGGCAGAGACCAGUCAAUCACAAAGGAAAGGCGAACGGUGGGACAAGAGAUUUUAAUGAGAUGAUCUUUUUUGAGCGUCCUCAUGACCUCCUUCCAGCUAGCGUGGGUGUCGUUCAGUCAGUCGAUCCUACUGAAAGAGUCGCUCGUGUCCGCUGGUACAAAGAGCCUCGAGUUGAACUACGAGCUUCUGGACAAGUCCUCAGUACGGAUUCACGGUUCGGGCCAAUAGGAGAUGUUAUCGAAGAUGUCUCACUCUACGAGAUCAUGUCGUUUCCUUCGUUACUAAGACAAAGAAGCGACAUGUGUGUGAUAUCAAGUCCAGGGGAGGCUAAGGCCGAACGAAACAAGCGACAGAUAACAGCAACUGCAGACAACGAGAACCCUGCCGACGAGGCCGCCGAUCAGUCGAAGACCAGCGAAAGCACAUCGCGCCAGCGACAACAUGCUCGUCCUCCGUCCACGACUCCGAGAUCAACUAGCAGAGAUGGCUCGUGGAAAGAGGUCGAUUGGGUCGGCCAAAUUAUUGCAAUAAACCUUGAUGGUUCGAUCACAGUCCGCUUGGGAGCCUUGCAACAGUGUCGAGAUGUGUCAGUUGACGCCGACUCUAUCCUAGCAACCAUUGACGACCGUGGGCAUCUAGAAGAGAUGCCAGGCAGCAUGAUGGACCUUGAUUCUUGGAUGGACAGCUUAUCAGAAUGGUCUGAGCAGAGCCCCGAACCUAUUUCCGAAACAGUCGAGUACGAGGGCGGCCAACGUCUUGAUAACGACAGCGGAGACGAAAAUUGGGUAUCUGACCAGGAUGAAAUCUUCGAAGAUGCUGAAGAAGAACUGCCGGACACGGAUGGAGAUGUGGAAAUGUCAGAGGAUAAACCAAAGCAAUCCGGCACGCCCUCUGCCAAACCAGAGCGAUCGCUCCUUCAACUGCAAACGAUGCUUGAUUCCAAUCCCCCGCCUCAGUUUCUCGUCCUUGACUGCGAGCCUCCCACAGACCAAUUCGGCCUUCAUUCAGCCCCGACUGCGCAGGCUUCCCUGAAGCGAAUUGCCAAAGAGCACAAGAUUCUGGCUACGUCACUGCCUGAAAAUGAGAUAUAUGUUCGCACCUACGAGGCCCGACUGGAUCUCCUGCGGUGCCUGAUUAUUGGACCUAAAGACACGCCAUAUGAGAAUGCACCCUUCUUAAUCGACCUCUACCUGCCGGAGAGAUUUCCGGACGAACCUCCAACUGCUCACUUCCACAGUUGGACGAGUGGCUUAGGUCGCAUCAACCCGAACCUGUAUGAGGAGGGGAAGAUCUGUCUGAGCUUACUGGGGACGUGGUCGGGAAAGAAUGAAAGCGAGAAAUGGAGCGACAAGGCCACGAUCCUCCAACUUCUGGUGUCACUGCAAGGACUGGUCUUCGUAAAGAAGCCCUUUUACAAUGAAGCAGGGUUCGAGGGGUAUGAGAAUGACAGGGCAUACACAAGGGAAUCCGAACAAUACAGCGAGAAGGCUUUUGUGAUGGCGCGAGGCUUUGUCAAGUAUGCAUUGCUCCGUCCUCCCGGUGGCAUGGAAGACGUGCUCGCCUGGCUGUAUCUGUCCCACGACCCGUCUCGGCCGUCGAGGAGCUUGCUCGGCACAAUCAUCGAGAGGGGCAAGUCACUGUUGGAAAAGUCUGAACAGGCACGAUCGGCACAAGACGAUUCGCUCCUCGACGCGGCAGGAGAGAAAGACGACGCCACAAAGGUCUUUCUGAAGCCACUGAGCCGCGGUGCCAGCGUCAUGCUACGACGAUCGAUCGGUGAACUGCAGGCUCAGCUGGAUCAGCUGGCAUCCGGAGAUGCGCGCCAAAGGGGUGAAGCAGGCGCAUAG